CAUCUGUCCCCGAGUGGUAAUGCUAGCGACUAGGACUUCAUCAUCAAGGCGCGGUCCUCAUCUCGCCAGUUGAUGUUGUACGAGACUCAGCAAUCUCCAAGAUGCCAAUAGAUCCAAGUGGCCCAACAGUCAUCGCUACUGAAUGGGCCCUUAUCUCCAUCGCGACCGCAGUAAUUUUAGCGCGACUAUACCUCCGACUCGUUCUACAACGGCGAAGUCUACUCGCGAGCGAUGUGUUCAUGUGCGCCGCAUGGGUUUCGGCCGUGGCGACAGCAAGCUUCGAUAUCUACUUCUACCGCAUAGGCAUUUUCAAACCUGGUAUCACAUUCGAUCUUGCUGGAUUCGAAGGAACAGCUGAAGAGGCAGAAAGCUUCUACAAGCUCUACUAUUUUGCCAACUAUCCAUUUUAUGUGACUUUCUACUUAUCUAAGGCAGCUCUACUUGCUGUGUACUUACAGAUUUUCCCCGUCUUUAUGGUAAAGCGACGUCGAUUCCUAUGGGUGGUUAUCGUCUACGUUGCCAUGGGCUUCGUUAUUACAAUACUGCUACUCAGCCUCUCAUGUCUACCAGUAUGGAGAAAUUGGACAUUAUCGGAACAAAGAUGCACCGUUAAAAGCAUCAAAACCAACUUUGAAAUUUCAUGGGUUCUAAACAUCAGUGGGGACAUCCUGAUUUUCAUUCUGCCAUGGCUCGUUAUCCCCGAGCUCACAUUGAGGAGAAGACUGAGAUAUAGUCUAUACGCCACGUUUCUCCUUGGUCUUAUCAAUAUCAUCUUCUGCGUAGUCCGCUUUGCCCAGAUUGAGCAAUAUGGUGGAGAUUUGGUGAUCACAAUUAGCCUUGUCGAAUUAUGGAGUUUCAUCGAUGCUUGCAUUGGCCUGAUUAUCGCAUGCCUCCCAUCACUACGACCCUUCUUCAACUGGCGAGAAAAGAUUCAGUACUACGGUCAGAGUAGCGGUCAAGAUAGUAAGGGAGACUCAAGCCAAAACUCAAGGAGACCGAUGAUAUCGUUAGACCCAGAAAUGUUGAGUCAGCCAUCCAACGUUCACUUGAGUGAAGAUAUGCAACGGAGGUUCUCAGUAGUAUAAAGAUGAGAGACGAGAAGGAAACUUGAUCAUUAACGAAGGAAUAUUUGUAUGAUUUACUAUGAUAUACCCUUCUGUUAAAUUGGCUUUGUAUUCUACAAAGGUGUUGGAGGC
Messenger RNA from Fusarium odoratissimum NRRL 54006, 1196 nucleotides. RefSeq lists its product as uncharacterized. The coding region runs from base 102 to 1085 and encodes 327 amino acids. NCBI's taxonomy places the organism in Eukaryota, Fungi, Ascomycota, Sordariomycetes, Hypocreales, Nectriaceae. The transcript is spliced from 6 exons. The record is from RefSeq and is a predicted model, not a curated record.